Molecule: messenger RNA, 1055 nt
Organism: Blepharisma stoltei
Lineage: Eukaryota; Ciliophora; Heterotrichea; Heterotrichida; Blepharismidae
Source: the annotation of a GenBank genome assembly
AUGGAACCAGAAAUUCAAAACACUGUAGAAAAACGUCAAAGACGCCUUGCCAAAAACAAAGAAUCAGCCCGCAAAAGCAGAAAACGCAAAAAGCACUACAUAGACUUUUUAGAAAAAAAAGUAAAUGCUUUAUCACAAGAAGCAGACCGUCUACGUCAGCAAUUGUACAAAAAGCCAAAUAUUCAUGGAAAUAACCAUGAGCUCCGGAAUGCUUUGAUUCAUGGGGAAAAUAUAAAAGAUACAAUUGAAUCAAUACAAGAAAAGCUUUCUCAGUCUUGCAGUCAACGAAAAGAGCAUAUAAAAUUUUCCCUUGAAUUACCCAAUAUAAAUACAAGUAAUUUUUAUAUAGAAAAAAUAAGGGAAAUCGUUAUAUCCAAUUUCUCGUUGAUGAGGUCUUGGAUGUCAUGAUCCCAAACCAUGCAAAAUUGUUAUUGGUCAUGUGCCAAAAUCCUGAUAUAGAAGUACCUGAGCUUACUCCGGAACAAAUUUCGUCUAUUAAACAACUGCAGCCUGACUUAGCACAAGAGCAGGCAAAGCUGAAAGAAGUUGUGGGGGAACUUAAGCAGGUUAAAGAAGAAAUGAGUGAACUGCUGGAUUGAGGAGGGAAAAUUCCACAAGAAAUGUGUGAAUAUUUAACUAGAUAAUCAAUUAAUUAAAGAUUUUUAUAUCUUUUAACGCCUUAUGCCACAUCAUGUAGACGGCUUUGGUCCUGCUUAGGAAUCCCCAGCACGAAUUGUGCAUCACUCGGUAUUGGUCUGAAUGGUCUCUCGUGUUAGGAUUUUGACGGGUGUUCUUCCAGAUCUUGAGCCUUGCAUGCGCAAAAGCCAAAAAAGGAAAUUUGAAGCCUGGUUUAGAGAGUUGCCUGAGUGGCCUUGUGAUAAUGAUAGGAAUAUUGGGCUUCCCCUUUACCAGUUCCAACCCUCACCUUUUCCAAGAGGUAAAAUCUAAUCCUGAAAUUGACUAGGACUGGCUCCACACUGCCAUACGAAUAUUUAACAAAUGAACAAGUUGCUGAAAUUUUAUUAAGUCUUGAGAGCGAAAAUGUAGGGAUUUAA